Vespula vulgaris is the source of this 4274-nucleotide messenger RNA. RefSeq lists its product as uncharacterized. The transcript is spliced from 6 exons. Gene Ontology annotation, molecular function: zinc ion binding. The coding region runs from base 212 to 2629 and encodes 805 amino acids. The record is from RefSeq and is a predicted model, not a curated record. Lineage: Eukaryota; Metazoa; Arthropoda; Insecta; Hymenoptera; Vespidae.
UAUCUAUGCGUCAUACAAGUUCGCUGUCAAAAAUUCUUAUCUUUGAUAUAGAAGUUAUUGCAUAAAAUUUUAUAAUUAUCAUAAAACAGUGUUCAAGAUUAAAACAUAUUUAUAGCAUUUACGUUAUUUAUUAUCUUCAUUAUUUUUUUUCAUUGCCAUAAAGUGAUUAUAAUUAUUAAUUAAGAAUUUUUUAGUUUUUAAACAAAAGGACAUGGAACAAACAGGUGAUCGUCCUCAGUGGCUUUUGGAAUUGGAAAAUCGAAAAAAAAAGCCCCAUUUAGCGCAUGAAGCCGGAGCAGGAGCACCAUGCAUGAUAUGUAACGCUUUGUGUCCUGGUUUAGAUUUACAUUUUUGGCGAAAGACUUGUAAAAUUUGUAAAUGUAGCAGAGAUGAUCAUGACGUUGUCAAUGAUGAUUUCCCUCAGUUCGAUUUAUUAUUUGGUCCAUCUGGAAAAUCAAAAAGAAAACCUAUGUUAUUGGUUAUAUCCAAUAAAAAACAAAAUAACAGUGAAACUGUAUUUGACUGGAUACCACCAGAUACAACUAAGGAACUUGCUACAGAUUAUAUGAAUGCUUUACCAAUAGAAAAAUUACCAAUCUCUGGAUCCACUGGUGCAAUAUUAAGAAAACAGUUGCUACAAAAACAAUUGCCGUUACAUGAUAUUGAUCAUAAAGCAUGUGAUGAACUUAGUGAAGUAGAGAAAAAAGAAUUGGAAAAUUAUGUUGAAAAUUUGAAAAAAUAUGUAGGACAGGGCAAAGUAAUAAAGAUGUUAGGUGCACGUCCAUUUGAUCGAUCAUUAAUGACACCAAUUAAUGCUACGGAUAUGCAACGUUUCAAUUCGCAACAUAAAUCACAGAUAUCUGUAACCAUACCACAACUUCGAACACCUAGUAGCUUUACAAAAAAUAUUCCAUAUUUAAAAGUUCCUUUUGAAAAUAGACCAGAUGCAAAAAUUAACAUGGAAACAAAGGAUAAUGAAAGAAACGUUUUAGAUAAUAAAAGUUCAAAGCCAGCCUCAUUUCAUAAAUUAGUUAAUUCUUCUGUAUCUACUUAUGAUGCAAAUUCAGAAUUACCCGUAAUUUGUCAGCAUGAAUUUUGUGAACCUCUUCAUUGUAAACAUACAGAAAUUAAUCCAUGUUCUUUACCAACAACAAACCAUGAUAAAAAACUUAAACAUAUAGAACAGAAUACUGUGCAUCAUAAAAGCAAUGUUGACCUUCAGGUAGAACCACCCAAUACAGAGAUAUUUGAUAAACAUCCAGAAAUGAAUCUCCUCGAAGUUGCAGAUAAUAUUUUAGCAAAUGCAUUACUUCCACCUAGUGCAAUAAAUGUACAUGAUAUUGUUAGUAGUACUUUAGAUAAAAAAGAAUUAAUGUUUAUACGGGAUAAACUGAAUAGCAAGUACAGUAUGCAAGAUAAUUCACAAGUUAAUCAUACACGGAAUUUCGCACAUAAUAAAGGAGUGGACAAAGCAGCCAUUAUGGACUCACAAAAAAAUCUUUCAUCAAUUGGAUCUAUGCCUAAAAGUAACGUAAUAGAUAUGACAAAAAAUGAUCCACAACAUGGAAUUAAACCCAUAACAGCAGAAAAACGUGUAUCUAAACCUGUAUCGGAAGUGGUUCAAUCUACUUGUGCCAGUAAUAUUGCACCAACUUUUAUUCAAGAUAAAACAAGUUCUAUACAUGCAAGAAAUAAACCAUCUAAUACUAUUUCAUACUCACCACAAACACAAAACGUUAUAAGUAAUGCAGAUUCGUUUGAAAACAAACCAAUGUCAUCUAUAAAUGCACAGGAUAAAUAUAAUAUUGAUCAUAAAGAAGAACCUAAAAAAUCUGAAUCAUCUACAUUACCAUCGGAUAUUGAUAAUACAAAUUGCAUAAAGGGUAAAUUAAGUGGUAUCAAAAAUGUGCAAUCGGCUAUUUCUUAUUCUGAGAAUUUACAAAAUCAAAUAUUCCCAUUCGAGCCGAAUUGCAAAAUAAAUCAGUCCACAGAAAAUCAACCAGAUAUAGAUUCUGUUAAUGGAGCUGUAAAAGGUUUAACUAUUGAAUCUUCAAAACCACAAAAUUGUGAGAAAUGUCAAAAAGAAAUUAAUGUUGGUGAUGUAGUUGUAACUGUAGAUAAAGCUAAGAAUAUAUUAUGGCAUCCAGGAUGCUUUGUUUGUUCUGCAUGCAAUGAAUUACUUGUCGAUCUUGUAUAUUUCUAUUACAAGAAUCAAUUGUAUUGUGGUAGAGAUUUAGCAGCUCUAUUAGGGAUUCCAAGAUGUUUUGCUUGUGACGAAUUAAUUUUUGUACGAGAAUAUACCGUUGCUGAAGGCCAUAAUUAUCAUGUAAAACACUUUUGCUGCUGGGAUUGUGACAUUCCAUUAGCUGGUCAACAAUAUAUAUCUGAAAAUGAUCAUCCUUUGUGCCUUCCUUGUUAUCAGAAUACAUAUGCAAAAACUUGCAAUGCAUGUAAUGCAGUGAUUGCAGCUGAUCAACAAGGUGUUGCUAUAAAAAAUUUAAAUUUUCAUGCAAUCGAAAUGUGUUUUUGUUGUUAUAUGUGUAAAAAGAAUUUACUAAAUAGUAGAAUGGCAGUCAAAGAAGAUAAACUAUUUUGUAGUAAAGAUUGCAUUUCCAAAUUUUCUAAUUAAUUGAAAAAUAUUACAUAUAAUUUGAUAUAAUUUGAUAUUAUCAAAAUACAAUCAAAUUUAUAUUUCUUCUAUUUGAUGAUAUUGCAAAUUAGUUUUAUUUAUCAUUAUGCCAUAUUAAUAUAAGCAUUUUUAAUAAUAAUACAAUAAUAUCUAUAACUAUAUGUUUCAUAAAUAAUAGGAUUCAUUAAUAAUGCAUUUAUAUAAAAUUCAUAAUAAGUGCAUACAAGAGUAUGCAUUUUAUUUAUAUAGUCCUUUAUUUUACAUAUAAAUUUUGUUAAUAAUUAAUUAUUUUCAUUGAGUAACUAUUCUAAAAUCAUCAAGUAACUUAUUCAUAAAAAUAAUUGAAAGAUUUGUUUUAUACUUCCUCUUUUUAAAAUUCUAUUUCUUAAUUAGAUAAAUCGCCAAAAACAGUAAAAAAAUCAAAAUAACAUUUUCGAAAGUAUAAUGAUUUAAUUUCAUAUUAUAUUUUUAUAUAUCUUCAAUUUUUUAAAGAUUAGAAAUAUGAUCAAUAUACUAGAGAUUAAAGUAUAAUUGUAACAUUGAUAUUUUUCAUUACAAUAAACAAAUGAUAUAACCUGUAGAGCAGUGUUUCUCAAUCUUUUGCCGUACAGUCAUAUAUUUAUAAUAUACAAUUUUUAAGAACCUGUAGACUGUAAUUAUUGUGUUAUAAGAUAUGGCUGUUACUGCAAUAUUCUCGCAAACUCGUAAGAGCAGUUUACGAGAACUUUGGGAAACGCUGCUAUAAAAUAUUACAUAACUUUCAAAGCAUACAAUAUGAACCUGCAUUGAGAAGAUCUCUGUUUUUACAUGUCAAAGAAAUUUCAUAAAAAUAUUUUUUAUCUUAUUAGAAAAAUGCCAAAAAUACAUUUUUUGUUUGUAAUAUGAUUAUUACUUUUCAUUAACGUAGAGUAAUUAUUUUUAGAAAUAGAUAUAAGAUAUAAUUUACACAUAGCCGAAAUAAUAACAAAUCCGUGCAUAAAAUUCAAUUUUAGAAAUUCUGAUAAAAAAUAUUUUAUAUGAACAAUUUAUAUAAAUAAAUUUUACUUAUAUGUUACUCAGAGUCACUAUCAAUAACAGUUUGAAUUCUUUUGUACGUGUUGCGAGCUUCGCGAUAUCGUGAUGGAGUUUCUGGUGAGACUAAAGAGUUCUUAUUAGUAUCCAUACCUCUACGAGAACGUGUGAUACGUCCUGUAAAAAAAAAUAUGUAACAUCAAAAAAAAUCUCUCUGUGUAUGUGUCAAAUUAUCAUUUUAACAAAUGUACGUAAUUUAAGUAAAAAAAAAAAAAAAGCUUAAAUGUAAUACAAAUUGCAAAGUGAAAUAACCUUCUGAUAUAAUAUUGCUCUUAUCCAAUUCAGAUACUUCUUUUAAUCUUUCAUUAUGUUCUUUCACUUUUUUACACUUUUCUAAAGUUGGUCUUCCAUUAACUCCAUGUUUUUCCAGCAAUGAUUUUAAUCGUCGUACUCUUGCAGCAUUAGUUUUGCAUCCACCCCAUAAUUCAUGAUAUGAUUUCACAGUUAUACCAGCUGCUCUUAUAUACUUUUUUAAUGAUUGUAUCCUCUUAUCAUCUUCAGGUCUCUAAAAUAAUGUACUACAUUAGAACACUAUAUUAUGCAAUAAAUGUACAAUAGUUGCAACAAUGUUAAA